CAGUUCUCCCCCAGCAUUCCUCGUGUAUAGUACCAUUUUCCUUAUAAAAUGAAACACAUUUUUUUAGGGUUUCUAUUUAGCCUGCUUUUGCAAAGAUCAAUGACUACAAGUUUGCCGGGUGAGGAAAUUAAGGCUCAAGAUUGUAGUAGCUACAUUUGCGAAUCAGUCAGAAUGAUCUUGGAACAUAUGGUUGUUAUGAAUGAACGAAUCAAAAAAUUAGAGGGUUUUUCAAUCGAGUUCGAAAACUUUAAGAAAGAGUUUACAGAUAUAAAUCAAAACUCCAAUGAAAAUCUACGAAUUCGGUUAGAAAAUCGGACUGCAGAAGUUUUAUCAGAAAACUCGAAAAUUACGGAAAUGGUUCAAAGAUUACAGACCGAUUUCACACUGCAAAAAGAAAAUCUUAAGUCCCUGGAAGAAAUAACAAAAGAAAAGCUGGAAAGUCAAGAUAAUAAACUGACUGCUGAUGGAGCAAACAAAGCCGCGGAAAUAAACAAACUAUCAACUAGAUUUGAUAGUAUGGAUACACAGAUCGCUGGGCAACAAAAAAAGAUUGAUUUGCUUCAGGUAGAACUCAAUGAAAAACUAAAAACGAUUGAUGGAUUCCGAAAGUUUGAGGAUCUGACUACUAAACAAGUGGAAAUGGAGGCAGCAAUCAAGAAAAUCGACGUAACAGUCAGAACCCUGACUUUUAAGAAAAUUGGAUCCAAAGCAUACCACAUAGAAAGCACAGAGAAGAGGAGCUGGAGUGACUCUCGGGCAUUCUGUCUCGAUUUGGGUGGUCACCUAUUCAGUCCUCAGAGCCAGCCGGAGUUGGAUGCCCUUGGUAAGGAAUUAAAAAAAGGUGGCGUCUUAUACUGGACAGAUAUCCAAGAUUUUUCCACUGAAGGCGAGUACAUAUCAGACACAACCGGUCUGAAACAAAAUUUUCUAAAUUGGCGACAAAAGCCUGAUAAUUGGAACAACGAAGAUUGUGUUGAAGUCGGGUUCUCGAAUAGCUGGUCCAUGAACGAUAUCGGCUGUGCCACCCAAUUAAACUUUGUUUGUGAACGCCAACUUGAUUGACUUUAAGAUUUUAAUAAAACAAAAUGUUAUGCGCUUA
Messenger RNA from Drosophila rhopaloa, 1099 nucleotides. RefSeq names its product C-type lectin domain family 4 member K-like. The record is from RefSeq and is a predicted model, not a curated record. Gene Ontology annotation, cellular component: external side of plasma membrane. The transcript is spliced from 2 exons. Gene Ontology annotation, molecular function: carbohydrate binding. Gene Ontology annotation, biological process: biological process involved in interspecies interaction between organisms. Lineage: Eukaryota; Metazoa; Arthropoda; Insecta; Diptera; Drosophilidae. The coding region runs from base 49 to 1062 and encodes 337 amino acids.